UCGGGUGUUCCACUCCACUUCAAUGUGACACAACCUUCGCGGUGAUCGUGCUGUGUGAUUCACAAGGAGGGGUGGAUAUCGCAGUUUCAUUCUCUCGCCUGCAUUUUCUCACAGAAGCAAAAGAUGUCGAACAAUACUUGGCAAGGAAAUGAAACAGCACUUUAUACGAAGUACCCAGUCUUCGCUCUAAUAUUUGGAUCUAUUACGGCACUGGGUCUGCCUCUCAAUGCUCUGUCACUCUGGAUUCUGCUCUGCCGCCACAGCCUCACAUCCCCCAGCACUGUCUUCAUGGUCAACUUGGCAGUCUCAGACCUGCUGCUCGUCAUCACCUUGCCCAUGAGGGUCUACUUUUACGCCUCGGGCACCUGGCAGCUGGGCAGUAUUGCAUGCGUCUGUACCACAAUGCUCUUUCGCAACAACAUCCGCUCCAGCUCCAUCUUCAUCACUUUCAUCAGCGUGGACCGACUGCUGGCUGUGGUUUAUCCCCUGAGGUCACGCCAUCUACGGACCUCGGCCAACGCAUGGAGAGCUGUUGUGCUCCUGUGGCUGUUUGUGUUGGGGCUGAACUUACCGGAGAGUGUGGCUUUUUCAAAAUUUUUAAACGGGAGAAAUGAUUCAUACUGUUUUGAAUUUAGGCACAUUUCGAAUCGUCCUGUAUCUACCACCACAUAUGUUCAUGUGGCGUUAGUGUUAACCAUGCUGGCAGUCAACCUCGUGUGCACUGCUAUGGUGUCUUGGACCCUACGCAGACAUCUGAAUGAAUCUUCCAGGGUCAACAACAAGGUGAAUGUCAUGGUGAUUUUUAUCAUGAACUUGACGAUGUUCACUGUAUUGUUCUUGCCUGUGUCACUGAUUGCUUUCUCCAACGACGUGGGGGUUUAUCUCACACCACUGACAUGUCUUGCUAGUUGCAACUGCUGUCUGGACCCAGUGUUGUAUUACUUUUACUUAGAUGGCUUCUGGAAGAAAGAAGAGGAUGUGGAAAUCUCUCUGGCAAGAGAAUAGUUUUCGAUGACGAUAGACAGUGACAGGUGGAACCACUUCACAGAAUGUACAUGAUUUGUUUGUGUGUGGAUGUGCGAUGUGAAAAUCAACACCUGUAAUAGUAUAUUUUAUAAAUAAAAAUUUAACUUUUACAUUA
Messenger RNA from Hippoglossus stenolepis (Pacific halibut), 1141 nucleotides. RefSeq names its product lysophosphatidic acid receptor 5b (gene lpar5b). Gene Ontology annotation, cellular component: membrane. Gene Ontology annotation, biological process: positive regulation of Rho protein signal transduction; phospholipase C-activating G protein-coupled receptor signaling pathway. Bases 124 to 1005 code for a protein of 293 amino acids. The record is from RefSeq and is a predicted model, not a curated record. Gene Ontology annotation, molecular function: lysophosphatidic acid receptor activity. NCBI's taxonomy places the organism in Eukaryota, Metazoa, Chordata, Actinopteri, Pleuronectiformes, Pleuronectidae. The transcript has a single exon.